ACCAUGAACCAGAUGCUGGAGAAGAUGAAGCAGGGGGAUCACGUGUUUGACGUGAAUGCUGAGGCGGAGCCGGACGAGGAGGAGUGUCAGGACUUUAGGGAUGAUUUUGAUGGAGACUAUGAGGAGGGUCAGGGGGACUAUGUUGGAGAGGGCUCCAAAGAACACAAGGACAGCUGUAAGGCUGGAGGGCCCGGGAGAGGAAGGUGAGUGUACUGAGGGUGUUUGUUACAGGGUGGUAACAACCUGGGGGUGUUUGUUGCAGGGUGGUAACAACCUGGGGGCGUUUGUUACAGGGUGGUAACAACCUGGGGGUGUUUGUUACAGGGUGGUAACAACCUGGGGGUGUUUGUUACAGGGUGGUAACAAACCUGGAGGUGUUUGUUACAGAGUGGUAAGAACCUGGGGCUGUUUGUUACAGGGUGGUAACAACCUGGGGGCGUUUGUUACAGGGUGGUAACAACCUGGGGCCGUUUGUUACAGGGUGGUAACAACCUGGGGCUGUUUGUUACAGGGUGGUAACAACCUGGGGGUGUUUGUUACAGGGUGGUAACAACCUGGGGGUGUUUGUUGCAGGGUGGUAACAACCUGGGGGUGUUUGUUGCAGGGUGGUAACAACCUGGGGGCGUUUGUUACAGGGUGGUAACAACCUGGGGGCGUUUGUUGCAGGGUGGUAACAACCUGGGGGCGUUUGUUGCAGGGUGGUAACAACCUGGGGGUGUUUGUUGCAGGGUGGUACCAACCUGGGGGUGUUUGUUGCAGGGUGGUACCAACCUGGGGGUGUUUGUUACAGGGUGGUAACAACCUGGGGGCGUUUUCUACAGGGUGGUAAGAACCUGGGGGUGUUUGUUACAGGGUGGUAUCAACCUGGAAGGUGUUUGUUACAGGGUGGCAACAACCUGGGGGUAGCAUGCUGAGGAUGUUUGUUGGUACUCUGCUUGUUUAUACCUGUAGAGGAUCCCAGGGAUAUUUCAUGAGGCACCAAGGGGUAUUCCACUUGUAAACGGGUCCGGUAGCUUGAAGUGACCUUGUUCCGUCUCUUGUUUUUUUUGUUUUUUUGUGUGUACCAUGAUGUCCUGAGUGUUUUAAAACUGUUAUGACAGUAACACACCCAAACCCAUUAAAUAUCCAGUUUAGAUGUCAGGAUGAAUGAAGGGAAACCAUUUGACUUUUGACAGAAACAGCUCUACUAAUGACUAUGACCUACUUAACUUCGAUCCAGACAGGCAAAAGCAAGUGGACUAACUGAAGACGUGUUAGUAAAUCCAUAUUUUUCUCAGUCUAGGUUUAAAAAUGAAACUGAUGUUUGUCUUUUCCGUCUUUCUAUCCUGUAUCUUCAUGUUUUUUUAAAUCAGGUAAGUUGACUGAGAACAUAUUCUCAUUUACAGCAACGACCUGGGGAAUAGUUACAGUGGAGAUGAAUGAGCCAAUUGGAAGAUUAGGUGGCCAUGAUGGUAUGAGGGCCAGAUUGGGAAUUUAGCAAGGACACCAGGGUUAACACCCCUACUCUUACGAAAAGUGCCAUGGGAUCUUUAGUGACAACAGAGAGUCAGGACACCCGUUUAACGUCCCAUCCAAAAGACUGCACCCUACACAGGGCAAUGUCCCCAAUCACUGCCCUGGGGCAUUGGCAUUAGUUGUUUUUUUUAUCAGAGGAAAGAGUGCCUCCUACUGGCCCUCCAACACCACCUCCAGCAGCAUCUGGUCUCCCAUCCAGGGACCGACCAAGACCAACCCUGCUUAGCAUCAGAGGCAAGCCAGCAGUGGGAUGCAGGGUGGUAUGCUGCUGGCCAUGUAUUUUAAUGUCAUUCUGUGGUGUGGCUGACUGUCCACAGGGAUGUGAUUCCCAUUGGAGAGGGGGAUAUAGCCACCAUGUGUCUGCAGCUGUCCGACCAGCCCAGAGAGUACUCCUACUUCAGCCCUAGAACCAUGGCUACCUGGGCAGGCCCUGGCUACUGGCGCUUCAAACCUCUGCACAAGAGUGAGUGGUGGUUGUACACACAGAGCCAUGUUGUAUAUGUAGUUUAUCUGUGUUUGGGAUAUUCCCUUAAUGGCAUUGUCCACUGAAUAUCUCCUGUUCAUUCCCCCGUCUCCCUCUCUGUGUGUGUGUGUGUGUGUGUGUGUGUGUGUGUGUGUGUGUGUGUGUGUUUAGAGGACAACAUGCCUGAGAAGGAGGGUCGCAAGAGGAAGCCUAAGAAGGCCUUUGAAAUCGACUUUAACGACGAUGUCAACUUUGAAACCUACUUCCGCACCACUAGAGUAAGCCCUUGGUUACUGUCGUAGAAAUAUUUGACAAAAAAAUAUCUCUCAAGAAACUGGAGCUUGUGAAUCCAAAAAUGUGACUUUAUUAUUGCGUAACAAAGCCGAGCUUGCUCCAUGGAACAACUGCUUGCCCUGACCCGGAGCUCUCCUUUUAUACAGACACAAAUGCAUUGUCAUGCUUAUACAACAUACAUAGUUACUCCUCUCUAUGUGAAUGAAUAACAUCUUUCAGUAUCACAUGUUGGCUACUCACGAGGCUACGUGCAUUUCUCUAAGUGGGGCUUCUGUCUCUUAUUAGUGGCGUGACUCAAAAAAUUAUAUACAUACGUACGUUAAAGAACAAUCACACUCUGUAUUGACUAUAUUCACUAUCCAGACAUACAUCUGGAGUAAAAGUAUCAAUCAUGUUCAUUCUGUUUUACCUUUAUCAUUUCAUAACACAUUAUAAAACAUAUAAAUUAAUACUUAAACAUGGUUUAAACAUGUCAUGGCCAUAACCCAUUCUCAACCACAUACAUUUAAGCAAAUCCCAAAAAGCAUCCUCCCAGGACCCUUGAGAUUAUGUGCAUGUGGCUAUGUGUCAGGUCAUAAGCACAAACAAAUGAUAACACUAGUUCCAUUGUUACUCCAAUCUCCACAAAGCCACCACGAGGAGUUGUAUCUCCAUCACAUGUCAUUGACAUACCCAGACCAGCUGCAGGGAGUUAUCAAAAGCACAGCGUUUGCACUAAAGAAAUGUUUCUGCUCUGUUUUAACCCUUCAACUGUUUCUCAAUCCAUAAGCAUUUAAGGCAUAUAUAUGUUUAAUUCUACAACAUAUGUACUAGAAAAUCAUCCAUACAGUGGGGGGAAAAAGUAUUUAGUCAGCCACCAAUUGUGCAAGUUCUCCCACUUAAAAAGAUGAGAGAGGCCUGUAGUUUUCAUCAUAGGUACACGUCAACUAUGACAGCCAAAAUGAGACUAUUUUUUCCAGAAAAUCACAUUGUAGGAUUUUUUAUGAAUUUAUUUGCAAAUUAUGGUGGAAAAUAAGUAUUUGGUCAAUAACAAAAGUUUCUCAAUACUUUGUUAUAUACCCUUUGUUGGCAAUGACACAGGUCAAACGUUUUCUGUAAGUCUUCACAAGGUUUUCACACACUGUUGCUGGUAUUUUGGCCCAUUCCUCCAUGCAGAUCUCCUCUAGAGCAGCUGUCGCUGGGCAACACAGACUUUCAACUCCCUCCAAAGAUUUUCUAUGGGGUUGAGAUCUGGAGACUGGCUAGGCCACUCCAGGACCUUGAAAUGCUUCUUACGAAGCCACUCCUUCGUUGCCCGGGCGGUGUGUUUGGGAUCAUUGUCAUGCUGAAAGACCCAGCCACGUUUCAUAUUCAAUGCCCUUGCUGAUGGAAGGAGGUUUUCACUCAAAAUCUCACGAUACAUGGCCCCAUUCAUUCUUUCCUUUACACGGAUCAGUCGUCCUGGUCCCUUUGCAGAAAAACAGCCCCAAAGCAUGAUGUUUCCACCCCCAUGCUUCACAGUAGGUAUGGUGUUCUUUGGAUGCAACUCAGCAUUCUUUGUCCUCCAAACACGACGAGUUUAGUUUUUACCAAAAAGUUCUAUUUUGGUUUCAUCUGACCAUAUGACAUUCUCCCAAUCCUCUUCUGGAUCAUCCAAAUGCACUCUAGCAAACUUCAGACGGGCCUAGACAUGUACUGGUUUAAGCAGGGGGACACGUCUGGCACUGCAGGAUUUGAGUCCCUGGCGGCGUAGUGUGUUACUGAUGGUAGGCUUUGUUACUUUGGUCCCAGCUCUCUGCAGGUCAUUCACUAGGUCCCCCUGUGUGGUUCUGGGAUUUUUGCUCAGCGUUUUUGUGAUCAUUUUGACCCCACGGGGUGAGAUCUUGCGUGGAGCCCCAGAUCGAGGGAGAUUAUCAGUGGUCUUGUAUGUCUUCCAUUUCCUAAUAAUUGCUCCCACAGUUGAUUUCUUCAAACCAAGCUGCUUACCUAUUGCAGAUUCAGUCUUCCCAGCCUGGUGCAGGUGUACAAUUUUGUUUCUGGUGUCCUUUGACAGCUCUUUGGUCUUGGCCAUAGUGGAGUUUGGAGUGUGACUGUUUCAAAUCAAAUCAAAUUUUCACAUGCGCCGAAUACAACAGGUGCAGACAUUACAGUGAAAUGCUUACUUACAGCCCUUAACCAACAGUGCAUUUAUUUUUAACAAAAAAAGUAAAAAUAAAAUAACAACAAAAAAAGUGAUGAGAAAAAAAAGAGCAGAAGUAAAAUAAAAUAACAGUAGGGAGGCUAUAUAUACAGGGGGGUACUGGUGCAGAGUCAAUGUGCGGGGGCACCGGCUAGUUGAGAUAGUUGAAGUAAUAUGUACAUGUGGGUAGAGUUAAAGUGACUAUGCAUAAAUAAUUAACAGAGUAGCAGCAGCGUAAAAAGGAUGGGGUGGGGGGGGGGGGCAGUGCAAAUAGUCUGGGUAGCCAUGAUUAGCUGUUCAGGAGUCUUAUGGCUUGGGGGUAGAAGCUGUUGAGAAGUCUUUUGGACCUAGACUUGGCACUCCGGUACCGCUUGCCGUGCGGUAGCAGAGAGAACAGUCUAUGACUAGGGUGGCUGGAGUCUUUGACAAUUUUGAGGGCCUUCCUCUGACACCGCCUGGUAUAGAGGUCCUGGAUGGCAGUUUGAGGUUGUGGACAGGUGUCUUUUAUACUGAUAACAAGUUCAAACAGGUGCCAUUAAUACAGGUAACAAGUGGAGGACAGAGGAGCCUCUUAAAGAAGAAGUUACAGGUCUGUGAGAGCCAGAAAUCUUGCUUGUUUGUAGGUGACCAAAUACUUAUUUUCCACCAUAAUUUGCAAAUAAAUUCAUUAAAAAUCCUACAAUGUGAUUUUCUGGGAUUUUUUUUCUCAAUUUGUCUGUCAUAGUUGACGUGUACCUAUGAUGAAAAUUACAGGCCUCUCAUCUUUUUAAGUGGGAGAACAUGCACAAUUGGUGGCUGACUAAAUACUUUUUUCCCCCACUGUAUAUAGAAACUCAUCCAUAUUACCCCUCCAGUUCUCUGAUGAUUGUUUGAUCUGCACCCAAGAGCAUUAAUCACUAGUAGGCAGUCACAUUCUAAAGUAAUAAAGUGCCCGUUUUCUGAGCCGUUGUCAAUUACUGUAUUAGUCACUUCUGUAAAUCACUUUUGAUGCUAAAACAGGGGUCAAGUGUCUUGACAAUCCCUGCCUAUGUGUAAGAAAGUUAUGCGGUUUCAAAUGUUAGUCACUGCAGCCGAGGAAAUGUGGUUUUAGUGGCUAUAGGAGUUUCCCCACCACUCACACAUUGACUCAAACCGUUCCCUCACCUCUGCCUAAUGUGUUCUCCUAGGCUGCUACCACUAACACCAAGUCAGCCCUCAGUACCAGCAACAAGAAAACCACUCUAGCUGCAGACUUCCAGUUCCCCCCUGAGACCCUGUCCCAACUCAGCCUCAAACCUGCCAGCAUAGUAAGACCUCUCUUACACCCUCCCGUACACAACAACCAGCAUGGAAUAAACACAACAUUUUGAGCGACAUUUUGAGUGAAAUGAAUGUAACACACACUAGUUGACCCUGUCCUGCGUGUCCAUGGUGAUACCGGGGAACAGUGAUGUGCUAAAACAAUGUGCAGCCGCCACCAGAUACAGUCAGACCAUCACCGUAGCUGACUGGAACUGAUAUGCUGCUACAACUGAUAGAAGUGAAGAUUGUGAUGCCACAGAUGUGUGUUGUGUUCUAUGUCAGUAAACGUGUGUUCUGUCAGUAAGCAUGGGUGUUCUAUGUCAGGAAGCAUGGGUGUUCUAUGUCAGGAAGCAUGGGUGUUCUAUGUCAGUAAACGUGUGUUCUGUCAGUAAGCAUGGGUGUUCCAUGUCAGGAAGCAUGGGUGUUCCAUGUCAGUAAGCAUGUGUGUUCCAUGUCAGUAAGCAUGUGUGUUCCAUGUCAGUAAACAUGUGUGUUCCAUGUCAGUAAACAUGUGUGUUCCAUGUCAGUAAACAUGUGUGUUCCAUGUCAGUAAACAUGUGUGUUCCAUGUCAGUAAACAUGUGUGUUCCAUGUCAGUAAACGUGUGUUCCAUGUCAGUAAACGUGUGUUCUAUGUCAGUUGUGUAAAGAGGGCCAGAAGAGGUUGUCUGGAGAGCUGGAAGUCAUCGGAGAUUACGACUACAACAACGCCAACGACACAGCCAACUUCUGCCCUGGCCUGCAGGUCUGUAUUGUAACUCCCGUGUCAGUCUUAUACAGUUUCCAUGAUGUGUCAAUAAGACCGCAUGGUCUACAGAGAUAUCUAACUUGCCACUAUAUCAUUACCCCCACUAAUGCUAUAGUUUCAGUAGCUGUUUAGUAGCUAGUAGCUAGUUUUGUAAUUACUCGGCUAAUCUCUUGCUCGUCCUCUCUCUACAUAUCAAUCUGACUCUCUCUAUAGGGUGGGGACAGUGAUGAUGAUGAUGAUGGUGAAGGGUUCAAUGGGGGUGCAGAUGACACCCAGCCUUCCGCAGACAGUAACCUCGUCUCCUCACAAGACAAUGACAACGUGUCCACCUAUGGGGAGGACGACCUGGUGCCAGAACCACACCGGGUAAGACGGGUGGGCAGGGGAAUGGUUAUGUGGAGCCAGUGUUCAGCAAGUGUCAUGCUCUGAAAUUUGUGUAGAAAUUAAUAAAGACUAAAUAUUUUCCAAACAAGGUAAUGGGUAAACACCAAUGUUUUGGCACCCAUUGCCUUCUUCAGGGUAUAAAUGCUCUGAAAUGGCAGCAUCAUGUUUGAAAUAUUGUUAAAGCCCGGCUUUGCCUUUCAUUUCAGGUGAACAAGAUUGAGAUAAACUACGCCAAAACAGCUAAGAAGAUGGACAUGAAGAGGCUCAAGAACACCAUGUGGAAUCUUCUGACUGACAGUCUGGAAAAAACAGCCAAGGUCAAUUUUAAAGUGUUUUCAUUUCUCUUUUUUUCCCCUCCGAUCUCUCAUUGACUGGCUUCUAUGGUUGGCAAAUAUGUUUUUUUCCCUAUAUGCCUCUUCCUUGCAGGCCUGGGUAGAAUCUCAAUUGGUUUUGCUAGACUCAUAUCGCUUCUCUCCUCUGUCCUCUCCUCACCUGCUUUUGAAAAUGGUCAAAGGUAAUCAAGGAGUGGAAACAAAUACGCUUGUAUGAAGUGAGACUCUCCUGCUCCAAUUGCACGUCAUCAGGCAAAUUACGUAUACAGGGGUGGAAUCCCAAAAUAAAUGUGUUAAGUGAUAAAAACAAAUGUGGCUAGUUUUGAAAGAGAUGUUAUAGAUAAAAGGAUAAGUAGCGUUAAGUUUUUAAAUGUGUGCAUGCUUUUCUCCUUCGAGAAAACAGCUGAUUCAAAGGGGGUGUGGCGGAUUUUAAAACACUUCCGCGCUAGAAGCUGAAAGGAUACUCUUGUGCAUCCUCUGCUGAAGUAGGUAAUCAAGAGGGUGAGCACUCCUCCGUUCGCCUACUAACAAUUUGACACUCUCCUCGACCACUGAGUGUCCGGGUCAUGGAGGAGUGGACAGACUGUUGCCCAAUAGCUGACAUGCAUGAAGAUGGCGACCCCCAUGUACUUAAUACAAAUGCCUCAUUUGCAAAGUUCUCCGUAUUAUACAGUGCUCCCCAUUACUCUUGUUUUGUAUCUGCAUUAGCACAGUAAACUUGAUCCCAAUUCUAGAUCCAAGACUAUUUUAAAAAGCGAGAAAGUAGAUUGUGCUGAUUUAUUGGCACAUUGAACCAUGUCGCGUGCCGUAGUUUAAAAACUGUGGGUAUUGCUAAAACAAUAACUUACUAUCUGAAUUCCUCCAUCUUUAUACACCUUUCGUCAUUGAGAUUCUCCCCUAGGUUCAAAUACUAUUCAAAAGCUUUCAAAUACUUUGAGCGUUUGCUUAAGUCUGCCAGGAGUCCCAGGUCUGUGGGGUUUGCACUUUUGUAUUGGUUCCAUUGCAACAGGCAAACUCAAUCUAGCACAGAUUAAAUUUGAAAUGAUUUCAAAUAGUAUUUGAACCCAGGACUGCUUCCUUGUGGUUGACAGUGUUAUGUUGUGUUCUCAGCAGGAGGUGGAGAAUGCUGAGACUUCAGAGGUGUCUGGGGAGAAAGUCUUCAGUCAGACCACAAAGACCCUGCUUCAAAGGUUACCAAGCCUUAGUAUCACCACUGGGCCCAUUCUCAAAUGGCUCUAGUGUUCUUUCUCAGCUGCCAUUGAGGAGGAUUGUGGUGGAUUUUCUUCUUCUUUCCAUUAAAUUGGUAGCGAGAAAGACAUGCAUCAUUUAUUUAGACACUACUGCCAACUGAGGGACUUUGGAUGGUGAUGGUCCAAACAUUCAUUUGCUAAAAGGGAUGUGGAUGGGACAUACAUGCUGAUAAAUAAUGUAAUAAAAGCCAUGUCUUGUUCUUCCUCUCCUCUCCUGUCACUUCAGCCUGCCCCUCACCAUGGCUCAGAACCUGUCUGUGCCCCUGGCGUUUGUCGCCCUGCUGCACUUGGCCAAUGAGAAGGUGAGUAGCUACUUCUCUGACUUACUGCACCAUGUCAUUCCUAAAAUAAGUUGGUUCUAGACAUGGCUAUUACGUUGUCAUGUAGUGGUAGUACAUAUCUACAUUAUUAACUAAAAAUACAUUUGGCGCUUUUAUUAAUUGAGAGGGUUUGUGGAAGGGUUCAAUAAACCCUUUAAUCUGCACAAUAUAUAUUGGCUGUGCUAAGUAUAAACUUGAUAUGAAUCUUUCAGAUAGUCGUCAGUAUCAAGACUGUUUUCACUUGGUGGUUAAGUGUGAAUGAAGAGUGAACCAUGCCACUCACUCAUUAUUUGUCAGUUAUUGGCUGUUUCUUUCAACAGAAUUUGGAGCUCGUCAAGGUGGACGACAUGUCAGAUAUCAUCAUCAAGCAAGGUCAAUGAAAAGGGAUAAACGAUGGGAUUUAAACAACAGAUUUCAUUUUAAUCUUCAAUCUGCGUAUUCUCAAUUUUUCUAUGUUCAUGAUGAAUUCCGGGUCAUUCAUGUCAAGCAAAGGCACCAUCACAUUUAGGUUAACAAUGUAAUUUCUAGAAAAUGUAUAGUAAGUGCCCUUUAAAAUGACUCAUCUGUUUAUUACCUGAAUAGUGUUUUAAACAUGUUUACCUGUACAUUCCGUUUAACCUGUCCUUUUUUGUUCUACAUCUAUUGCUCUGGAUAAGAGCGUCUGCUAAAUGACUAAAAUGUAAAUGAUGUAAAUGUAUUGUGUGUAGAUACCAGUGAAGGCUGCUGAGGGGAGGAAGGCUCAUAAUAAUGGCUGGAAUGGAGUUAAUGGAAUGGUAUCAAACACAUGAAAACCAUAGGCCACGUGUAGCUCAGUUGGUAGAGCAUGGCGCUUGUAACGCCAGGGUUGUGGGUUUGUUUCCCACAGGGGGCCAGUAUUAAAAUGGCCCCCUGUGGUAAGUCGCUCUGGAUAAGAGCGUCUGCUAAAUGACUAAAAUGUAAAAUACCAUUCCAUUCACUCCAUUCCGGCCAUUAUUAUGGGCCGUCCUCCCCUCAGCAGCCUCCACUGGUAGAUAAUUUAAACGCUUCACUCCUGCCUUCCUCACGAUAGUGUAAUGUGUACAUACCAAAAAUAAAUAAAAAUGUGUUUUUCUACAUUACACAGGAAUCGGGUACAAACAAAAGCAAACUGCAAGGUAGCUAUUUUUAGGUAAUGGUUAUUUAUGCUCUACCUUGUUAUACAUUCAACUGGCGUCAUUGGAUUGUAGUGUACUCUUUGCAGCCUUGUCAUGAAUGUCCCAAACUGCACUACUUUUUUACCAGAGCCCUAAGGGAAUAGGGUGCCAUUUGGGACGCAAACACAGGCUAAAAACCGGUUGGUCAGGAUUAGCAGUGUGUGCGGGCUGGGUGAUACCGCGUCAGCAUGAUUGGUACAGCAGGAGCAGCUGGGAUGGGUGGAGUCACUCACUUAUUGAUCUGGUGGCUAUAGGGAGGUUUGCAUGCUGAUACAGCCUGACUAGUCUGAGAAUGUAUUGUAUGUUGUUACACUGCCUCAAUUAUCUCUAUCACACACCCCAUUCCUUAUCUUGAAUGACACAGUGAGUGGUGUCGCAGUGCUAGCUGUGCCACUAGAGAUCCUGGUUCGAAUCCAGGCUCUGUCCUAGCCUCUCCCAGUUGGGGCUGUGCAUAAUUGGCCCUGCGUCGUCCAUGGUAGGGGAGGGAAUGGCCGGCAGGGAUGUAGCUCAGUUGGUAGAGCAUGGUGUUUACAACGCCAGGGUUCUGGGUUCAAUUCCCACAGGGGGCCAGUAUGAAAAAUUAAAUAAUGUAUGCACUCACUAACUGUAAGUCGCUCUGGAUAAGAGCGUCUGCUAAAUGACUAAAAUGUGUACUUGUUUUCCAUAGGUCUACUCCCAGCAUUAAAGGUAUUACAUGUAAUGUAGGCUUACUGUAUGAGGAGAUUUUUGAUUUUGCUUAAUGCUUAAUGCUUGUCUGUAAGCUUCAAACGGGGGACGAGCAACGACUAGGAAAAAUCGUUUUGAAUGGUCAUCCAAGUCGGAAACUCGGGCACCUUUCUAGAGCUCCGACCUGAAUAUUACUGACGUCAUGAUUUGACCUAGUUUUUUUUUCCGAGUUCCCAGUUGUUUUGAUCGGCCAGACAGCAGAUAGAGGGGGUUCAUGCGCACAGAGAAGUUGCAGGUAAAAAGGAAACAGUUACUUACUGUAACCCCCAGCAUAUGAGCACAUAAUGAUGAUCAAGAAUCCUGAUAUGUGAAAGUUUGUAGGCCAACCAGCACAAUGACAUUCUGAGUUGGAUCAAUUUUUUCUUACCUGCUGCAGGUGCACCAGAGAACGCCGUGCUCUAA
Molecule: messenger RNA, 11043 nt
Organism: Coregonus sp. 'balchen'
Lineage: Eukaryota; Metazoa; Chordata; Actinopteri; Salmoniformes; Salmonidae
Source: the annotation of a GenBank genome assembly